CGCCGAUUAUAUAGAGACCUUAGCAGGAAUCAACAGCAGUUCCUUGGGAGAAGCCAAGACAGCUCUGUGGUGACAGGAAUCCUGCAAUGCUUUCGUUAUUGGUGUUGGUGGUUGUGGCAGGCCAUGCCUUUGCAGCAAACAACACCCAUCACCACAACCACCACGCGCACAUCCAUGCAACAACAACCCCGCCUCCCCCAACCCUUGAUCCACUAUCGGACAAGGCUAGAAUACAGAAACUGGAGCAGGAGUUGGAGUCUCUUACUAGACAGGUAAUGCUGCAGCAGCUGUUUGUUGAAGAACGCAUCAGAUCCGAUGGCGACUCUGGAGUUAAACAACUGCGCCAUAACCACGAUGGCACCGCUCCCUACUUCUCAGAGUCUUUUUCCGGUAGGUCAAUCAAUUCGAUCCACGACCAUUCCAACUAUGACCGAACCGUUGGUAUGGGUGAGGUAAUUGUCGUGAUGAACGGAGUCGAAUUCCGCACACGGCACAACGACUACAAACUGAAAAUGCCGAGCAAAACUAGCAGUCAAUACCACGCUAUACAGGACAUCCCUUUCCCUUCGGUACCCCCAUCAGUAUUACACAAACAUACCGUUGCUGAACAAAUAGCAGAGAUGAAGGAGUACUUCAAGGCGUUCCAUUACCAAAACCACCAGCAUAGAGAUUAUAGACCAUACUUCAAACCAAACCUUUGCUACAUGGAAGGUGCAUGGACAACCGACACCAAGGACUUGAACGAACCUUUCCAAAGCGAUCGUCACUCGAUUGAUGCUUCCAGCUGGUUCGAUCUGCAAGAAAAGAUCCGCUACACGUCCUAUUCUGGAUCAAAACACAAUCUUGAAAAUUUCUCCUACCUUCCGUCUACCAUCAUCAACGUGAUAAACGGAACUGCAGAGUAUGCUCAAUGGAACUACAGAAUCAUUUGCCACCCCUUAGAAAAUGAUUUGCCACUAGCUACUCUUACACCUGUUGAUGAUAUAUCAUCCAGACUGGCACAUAACUUUGACAUGAAGAAAUUCGCCAACAGCCGAGCUGCUCGCUUCAAACUAGCCGCCAGUACUAGAGAUGGACAUUACGACUUUGAUCUUGGAUAUGGUACUUUUAGAGAUAGAGCAUAUAAUUUGGGUCUCCUAGAUCAAAUCAUGAUGCAAAUUCCUGGCAAGAACAACUAUGGUGCUGUACUUAACGAUCACUCUUUCAACAUGACGGUCUUUGACGCCAGAGAUAAGAUCAAUAAUACUGCUCUCAACACCGCCUAUUACCAUCGCUACUUCAAAUACGACAGCAAAGGGGCGAUGGGAACAAAGACCAUUCAUCGAGGUUACGCCGAUCAAAACUUAUUUGUCGCUCAAACAUCACAACCAAAAAUUGCAAAAAUCCAAAUUGAUGAUUGCCAUACCCAAAGACAUGUAAAAUCUUGUCAUCAUUACUCGGCUCAGUAUUCCUACGCUAUUCCCUUGGAGAUCGUUUACAUGACGCCUCUUUACAGCUGGAACCCGUACAAUUUACAUUACUACGGACAUGCUAGCAACCAGAACACCGCCAUCAUCACUGAACAUUUAAAGAGGAAUGGCCAACUCACGCCCGAUAAAGCGUUCAAUGGUACCAACAGCAAGUUCUUUUACAAGACACCAGCAGAGUUCUUCAGGGCUGCUAAGCCGGGUGAGACAGACCGCGCGGAUACGGACAAAGGAGCGGUUGGAGUUCUGGACAGACAUGGUGUUGUCCGAAAGGUUGUUGCAUCCGGCACUCACAUAACUCUUCCGGAAAUUGAAGGAAUAGGGAAAUUAAGGAUGAGGUAUCCCAUUGUUCCGGUACAUAUGGAGGGUAGUGCUGAAGGAAAAGAAAUAGCCGCCGUCAUCGAAAUGGUCAAUCACAUGUCCAAAUAUUCGUCAUAUUUUGUUGAACCACCAACCGCUACAUCUUCCGCUCACACAAGUCUCCCCGAUGGUCACUUCGCCACGUCAUACACACACAAAGACCCUCCAGGCUAUCAUCGACACGAGAUAUACAUAUCCCACGACGAGAUGAGUAGUCUAGCCUCCGGUAACAUCGUAUCUGUAUUCACGUCCACUGACCAGGGACAUGAGCAUACCAUUGAUAUGGGGUACAACAGCACAUCCGGCCAGUAUUACAUCCAGGCAUGUGAUGGACUUCCACACUGUUGGGACGGACACGGCAAUCAAAUCUUUAAAAUCGACUAGAUUGCCACUCACUGGGCAAUUCCAAAUUUGUUGUACGGUAUCAGUUUCAAUAAAUGUCAUUCUCUUGAAA
This is a messenger RNA of Pecten maximus, 2280 nucleotides long. RefSeq lists its product as uncharacterized. Lineage: Eukaryota; Metazoa; Mollusca; Bivalvia; Pectinida; Pectinidae. Bases 87 to 2210 code for a protein of 707 amino acids. The transcript is spliced from 2 exons. The record is from RefSeq and is a predicted model, not a curated record.